Caretta caretta (loggerhead turtle) is the source of this 1729-nucleotide messenger RNA. NCBI's taxonomy places the organism in Eukaryota, Metazoa, Chordata, Testudines, Cheloniidae. The record is from RefSeq and is a predicted model, not a curated record.
AUGAAGGAGCUGGCUAGAGAGAGCAUCAGCUUGUUAGCCAAGCCUACUCUGGAGUCAGGUAGCCCAAACCUAUCCUCUGCCGGGGCUGUCUUUAUUAUGCUGAAAUCAUCUCUUGGAGCAGGACUUCUUAAUUUCCCAUGGGCUUUCAAUAAGGCUGGAGGGAUCACUGCAGCUGUUCUUGUGGAACUGGGCUCCUUAAUAUUCCUAAUUAGCGGCCUAGUGAUCCUGGGAUAUGCCUCCUCCAUCAGCACCCAGUCCACGUACCAGGGCGUAGUCAGAGAAAUCUGUGGGUCGGCCAUUGGGAAGCUCUGCGAGAUCUGCUUCAUUUUAAAUCUCUUCAUGAUUUCCGUAGCCUUUCUCAGAGUUGUGGGCGAUCAGCUGGAAAAAUUAUGUGACUCCCUCUACAUGAAUGUGACUCUGAGCGGAGAAGGGCCUCCUCCUCCCCAGCACUGGUAUACAGAUUACCGCUUCACCCUGACUGCCCUGUGUGCCCUGGUCAUCUUCCCUCUGUCUGUCCCCAGGGAGAUCGGGUUCCAGAAAUACACCAGUAUUUUAGGUACUUUGGCUGCUUGCUACCUGACCCUGGUGAUUAUAAUAAAAUACUACCUAAGGACGGAGCAUGUUAUCCUGUAUGAGCACCAUUAUUCCUCAAGGGUCUCUUCCUUGGCUUCCAUGUUCAGUGUCAUCCCAACCAUCUGUUUUGGAUUUCAGUGUCAUGAAGCCUGCAUUGCCAUCUACAGCAGCAUGCACAACAAGAAACUCUCCCUUUGGAUCGUGGUGUCUGUGCUCUCCAUGCUCUUCUGCCUGUUAAUUUAUUCUCUUACAGGGCUUUAUGGCUAUUUAACCUUUGGUGCUGAUGUGGCUGCUGAUAUUCUGAUGUCAUACCCAGGAAAUGACGUGGUCAUCAUCAUAGCCCGGCUACUCUUUGGCAUCUCCAUCAUUACCAUCUACCCAAUCGUUCUCCUGCUGGGCAGGUCUGUCCUACAGGAUGUCUGCCUGAAUGACAAGUGCAGGUCUCUCGUGCUCAUGGAGCCUUAUGAACGGUGUACAAGGAUUGUGCUGACGAUGACGUGGAUCAUCGUGACGCUCGUCAUUGCUCUGUUUGUCCCUGACAUCAGCGAGGUGAUCAGUAUUAUUGGUGGCAUCAGCGCCGCCUUCAUCUUUAUCUUUCCAGGGCUAUGUCUAAUAUGUGCAAUGGAAAUGGAACCCAUCGAACCAAGAAAAAAGUCCUGUUUGAUUGCUUGGGGUGUCAUCUCCAUCCUCUGUGGAGCUUUUGUCUUUGGUCAGAGCACAACCACUGCUGUCAUGGAGCUGGUCUACAAAUUCUAGCUGCUUACAGAUCAUAUCAGUAUUGCUAGAAUAGAGACAGAAGGUCCAUUACCAGAGUUAGACUUGUACAAGUAUUAGAACUUGCAAGUUCAACACCUAGAUCCUUUAUGCACAUGUCUACACAGCAGCUCGAGAGGCGAGGGUAGCACCAAGGCUCCUGGGCCUUCACUGCUAUUAUUACUUGAGCGAGCUUGGACCUAUCUGUGCAGCUGCAGUUACCUCCCUGAUGGCAGCGUAGACCUUCCCUCAGUGUGGCAUCUCAUCUUCAAUACAAGGAGACUGGAGUUCCCACUACGGAGAACAGUGAUGUUGUGCAUAACUGCCCUUUAUUUUCCACCUACCCUUGAAUUAUUUUGAUGUGUUUUUCAUUACAAGUUCACAAAACUACUUCCAUUCUGUU